Molecule: messenger RNA, 1565 nt
Organism: Spinacia oleracea (spinach)
Lineage: Eukaryota; Viridiplantae; Streptophyta; Magnoliopsida; Caryophyllales; Amaranthaceae
Product: elongation factor 2-like
Exons: 2
Coding region: 103-501 (132 amino acids)
Biological process (GO): translational elongation
Cellular component (GO): ribonucleoprotein complex; cytosol
Molecular function (GO): GTP binding; translation elongation factor activity; ribosome binding
Source: RefSeq, a predicted model, not a curated record
CCAUUUUCUCUCUCCUCGUGCUUCCCUCUCAGCGGCAAGAGCUCCGUGUUCUCUCUCCUCCAUUGUCGCUCUCCUUCGCGAUUCUCUCUCCUCACCUCCAUCAUGUCCUCACCUGCUUCAACCACCGCGCUGUCAUCAUCUCUACGAUACCAUCAUCUAUGCGUUGUCUCCUCUGUUGCAAGUGGAAAGUCCACCCUGAUUGAUUCUUUGGUGGCUGCUGCCGGGAUCAUAGCCCAGGAAACUGUCGGUGAUGUUCGGAUGACUGAUAUCCGUGCAGAUGAGGCUGAACGUGGUAUCACUAUCAAGUCCACUGGAAUUUCUCUGUACUAUGAGAUGACAGAUGACGCUUUGGCUGCAUUCAAGGGAGAGCGUGCCGGCAAUGACUAUCUUAUCAACCUCAUCGGUUCUCCUGGACAUGUGGACUUCUCAUCAGAGGUUACUGCUGCCCUCCGUAUCACUGACGGGGCUGACUUUGUUUCGGUUUGGUAUGUGAUUAGCUGACCUACUCUUUUAAAGUAGAAGGACUAAUGUGAAAAGUUAUGUACACUGCAUGACAAAUUGACAAGAUAAUGGCAUGGUGUUUGAGGCAAUGCAGAUCCAGGUAAUUUUUUAUCCAGAAAUGUGACUAUGUCUAUGCUCCAUUCUAGUUGUGAUGUCUUCUAAGUUGAUGUGAACCUCAUGGAAUGUAAUUUUGCUCAUUUGACAAAUGAGUAAAUUCAGUUUGCUCAUUUGCAUAAAUGAGUAAAUCCAGUUUGCUCAUUUGUAUAAAUGAGUAAAUUCAGUUUGCUCAUUUGUAUAAAUUCAGUUUGCUCAUUUGUAUAAAUUCAGUUUAUAUGAAAAGUUCUGAUAUGAAUGUGUUCUCUUUUGGGAAAUAGGAAAUUAGCUGUAAUUAAAUUCAGGUAGCCAAAAACCAAAGCUCCAUACCUUCUGAAACAUGCUGGAACAUGCUGGAACAGGUUAUGUUUGAUGUUCUCCAUUCAAGCUUACAUCAGUCUGCUAUUCAAGCUCAACAUGCUGGAACAGGUUAUGUUUGAUGUUCUCCAUUCAAGCUUACGGUGAAUGUUAUGAAUCAUACAUUAUCAAAUGUUUCAUGCCUAUGACUCCCUAAAAACCUAAUGUUUCUGCAAUAUGAAUUCCUAAAACAACUUUCAUCCUAUGAAUCCUGGCUUUUCUGCAUUCUCAAGCUGCUGUUAUAACUUAUAAGUGUCACCACCUAUAGUUUACCUUCUGCCUUGUUGCCUACACUGUCGGUUUAGGACUAAAUAAUAUGUUUAUCCAGAUACUCCUUGGUGUACGAAGGUAACCCCUUAUUGGAAGGUGCAGUUGUUGUGACGGAUUACUAAACUUGUGCAUACUUAUACAAAAUACGGAGUAAAUUAUUUUGCAUGCAUGGCCUGUAAGUUAACCGGCUAUAAGAACUCUUUUAAACGUGUUUUCUUCUUGUUGAAGCUGGAGUGCCCCAUUUGAAAUGGUUUGGAGUUGAAGGUGAACCAAGUCUGGAAGACCUAUUUAACUACUGCAGUAGGGAGUCGUCGCUGAAAACAGUACUAAUGCUUGCCGACCAG